GGUGCUAGGGGGGCUCGCAGCCCGGCGCGGGCUGCUGAGGAAGGAGCGUCGGACCCGGCCGGGCUGCUGGGUGCGCUCCCAGUCCCGCUCUUGGCGCGGCCGGCAGUAGCCGGGGAAGGCGGCGGCGGCAGGGAGCGGCGAUCCUGCCAGCCCUGCAGCGGCCGGACCCCUCGUGGGCGGCGCUGGCUGCUGCUAUGUUUCAUUGCAUCCCCCUGUGGCGGUGCAACCGUCAUGUGGAGUCCAUCGAUAAGCGGCACUGCUCGCUGCUCUCGGUGCCCGAGGAGAUCUACCGCUACAGCCGCAGCCUGGAAGAGCUCCUGCUGGACGCCAAUCAGCUCCGCGAGCUGCCUAAGCCCUUUUUCCAGCUUGUAAAAUUACGGAAACUUGGACUCAGUGAUAAUGAAAUUCAGCGGCUCCCUCCAGAAAUAGCAAACUUUAUGCAGCUGGUGGAACUUGAUUUGUCUCGAAAUGAAAUUCCUGAAAUUCCAGAAAGCAUCUCCUUUUGCAAAACACUACAAGUAGCAGACUUCAGUGGGAACCCUCUGACCAGGUUGCCUGAAAGCUUUCCUGAAUUACAGAAUCUGACGUGUCUUUCUGUAAAUGACAUCUCACUGCAGGCACUACCUGAAAACAUUGGGAACCUUUUUAACCUGGCUUCCUUGGAACUAAGAGAGAAUCUGCUGACAUACUUACCUGAAUCACUCACCCACCUACAGAGACUAGAAGAACUUGAUUUAGGAAACAAUGAACUUUAUAACUUGCCAGAAACAAUUGGUGCACUUUUCAGUCUUAAAGAUCUCUGGCUGGAUGGAAACCAGUUAGCUGAAAUACCUCAGGAAAUAGGAAAUAUGAAAAACCUGCUAUGUCUGGAUGUGUCUGAAAAUAAAUUGGAAAGACUUCCUGAAGAGAUCAGUGGUCUGACUUCCUUAACAGAUUUGCUCGCUUCUCAGAAUUUACUUGAGGUGCUACCUGAUGGUAUUGGAAAUUUGAAGAAGCUGUCUAUCUUGAAGGUUGAUCAGAACAAACUUGUUCACUUAACAGAAGCAAUAGGAGACUGUGAAAGCCUUACUGAACUAGUUCUAACAGAAAACCAGCUGCUGAAAUUGCCGAAGAGCAUUGGAAAACUAAAGAAGCUGAACAAUUUGAAUGCCGACAGAAACAAAUUAAUGUCUUUGCCCAAAGAGAUUGGGGGGUGCUGCAGCCUUAAUGUCUUUUCUGUGCGUGACAACAGAUUAUCUCGAAUUCCCUCUGAGAUUUCUCAAGCCACUGAACUGCAUGUCCUUGAUGUAGCUGGAAACAGGCUGAUACAUCUUCCUCUGUCACUGACUUCCUUAAAGCUGAAGGCUUUGUGGUUGUCUGAUAACCAGUCCCAACCUUUGCUGAUGUUCCAGACUGACACAGAUCCUGAAACAGGAGAGAAAAUUUUAACAUGUGUGUUACUUCCUCAAAUGCCUUCUGAGCCCAGCUGCCAAGAUAACCUGCCCCGAUGUGGUGCGUUUGAGAGCUUGGUAAAUGAAAUGUCAGAUGAAACCUGGAAUGAGCGUGCUGUAAACAGAAUCAGUUCAAUCCGCUUUUUAGAAGAUGAAAAAGAUGAAGAGGAUAAUGAAAUGAGAACACUUCUAAGGCGAGCCACUCCACAUCCUGGAGAGUUAAAGAACAUGAAAAAGACAGUGGAGAAUUUACGGAAUGAUAUGAAUGCUGCUAAAGGACUGGAUUCAAACAAAAACGAGGUCAAUAAUGCCAUUGACAGAGUGACCACCUCUGUGUAGAGUUUCAUCUCCAGGUUUUACCUCCUGUGUCUUCCCCUGCUGUUGAAAUGUUCCUGUCGUCUUCUGGGACGUCAUUCAGCCCCCUUUGUUUUUAACCAGAACCUGAUUCAUCAUCUCCUUGUAUGUGGAAGGUGCUGAUCACUGGAAGAAAGUGCCUUAUCUCAGCCAGGCAUUGAACCAAUAAUCUCCAAAUCAAUAUUGUACUUUUAAUAGUUUAGUUUGUUUUUAAUAAAUAGAGUACACUACUGUAUAGGUAGUGCCAUAUUUUUGUCUUACAUGUGGGGAAAUACAAUUUUUCCUAAGUGCUGGGGUAUCUUCUUCCCAGUUGCUAGAUAUGCUGGUGAGAAAUAUAGUUUUAUGUGGAAAAUGGAUAAAUUUUUACUCUUUGGCAGCUCAGAUGGUGUAAAUUUUAAAAUUUUGUAUAGGAGUUUCAUAACAAAAUGGUGUAUUUCAUUUUUAAAAAGAAAUUUAUCUUAAUCGGUACAUAUUUUAGUAUUUGUGGAAGAGAACAUGAGUUUCAUGGACAGUUGUAUUCAUUUGUUGUUUGUACUGCCCACUUGUGCCUUAAAAUGUUUUGUAUGUCAGACUAGUCUUAAAAGAAAACAGAAUCCUUGGGUAGAGCAAGGUUAAAACAAUGGUGCCUGUUUGGAAGUGUUCAUUUCAAGCAGUAAUUAACUUUUGGGGUAUUUUACAAAAAAAGGAAAACUGAUGUUUAUAUUGCAGGAUUCAGAUUUGUGAAGCACAACUGUUUAUUUUAUUGUAUUCUGAGUUGAGAUUAAAUGACCAGACUGCUACUGUUUAUUACACAAUGCACUCACACUUUAACUUAAUCAUAAGGAAACCUCUUGUUUUGGAUGCAGUGAUGGAUUGCAGUCAAUAGAAACUCAUGCUCCCACUUCUAAA
Gopherus flavomarginatus (Mexican gopher tortoise) is the source of this 2672-nucleotide messenger RNA. It is a transcript of the gene LRRC1, whose product is annotated as leucine rich repeat containing 1. The transcript is spliced from 14 exons. Gene Ontology annotation, molecular function: protein binding. The record is from RefSeq and is a predicted model, not a curated record. Gene Ontology annotation, biological process: neurotransmitter receptor transport postsynaptic membrane to endosome; neurotransmitter receptor transport, endosome to postsynaptic membrane. The coding region runs from base 195 to 1769 and encodes 524 amino acids. Lineage: Eukaryota; Metazoa; Chordata; Testudines; Testudinidae. Gene Ontology annotation, cellular component: postsynaptic membrane; postsynaptic density; adherens junction.